AAUUAGACUGGAUAUUUAAGAAAUUAAUUUAUAUUUUAUGAACAACAGAAACAGAAUCUAUGAAAGAUUUGAUUCAUCUACUAAAUAUUAUUACUAGACUACGGAUAUUUAUGUAUUUAGUAUUUAUGAAAAAUACAUAUUCAAAGACUAUGUAUACUCGUAAUUUUACCAUAGUAUAUAUUGUAAUAUUUAAAAUAUUAUAUCAUUAUAAUAUUUGACACAAGAAAUCUUUGUUUAGGCUCUAUUACUUCAAUUAUAUUCAUAGGUAUAUGAAUUUACAUAAACAUAUCCGCAACCUAUUCAUGACACAUGCGCCUAAAAUGCAUUUAAACUAAAAUAUUACAAAUAGAUGAGAUACAUAGAAAAUGCAUUGCAAUUUAUAAUAAAGUAAUUUCUUCUUUAUAUAGUGAAUAAUUUGACAAUGGAUACGAUAUACGAUUUACAAUGUAAUAGAUUUAAUUCAAAUUGCAAGAUGUGCAACAUUCAGAGAUGAGAUUCAGAGGUUCAGUUGAGAUGAAAAUAGUUAAGAUUUUAAUAUUCCGUAGCGUCUAUUAAUAAUGAAAAUCUUUGUUAAGUGACGUAUAUGAAAGAAAGUGAUUACGUAAUAUCAUCGUAAUAUUCAUGAGAACUAUAUGUAUGUGCGCGCGCGCGUGUGUGUGCAUGCAUGCGUGCGUGUGUCAUAAAUAUUUAAUGGCGCUACAUCGAUAGAUUUGAAGGUUUAUGUAAAAUUGUAACAGAUUUAUUACGAGAUUUAAAAAAAAAAUUAUAAAAGAAUAUAAAGUUACUAUAAAAAUAUAAAGUUUCCAAAUAUAAAUGCAAACGUUAAGUAAAAAGGAUUUAAAUGCAAUAAAGUAAUUUUGUGUAAGGUAAUAUUUUAAUACUAUUUUUAUGCUGAUAAUAUUACAACAACCUAUUUUCAUUUUACGUAGAUUAUAUAUGCAUAAAGUAUUACAAUCGCUAAAUAAAGAAAAGCAACAUAAAUAUUUGUCGAAAAAUAUUAAGACAUUAAGAUAAUAUUUAAGAACUAUUUGCGUAUGAAUUUUUAAACAAUUUUUUAAAUUAUUAUAAGAAAGUUGAUAAAAUUACACUACAUACUUAAAAAAUCGCUGAUUCUGCGCUACGUUUCCAUUUUUCGUAUCAGCAUGUGAUGAUCGAUGAUUUUUCAAUGGGAAGGAGGUAACAAGCAAUGCUGUGCUAAGACAUCAAACUUUCUAAUAUUUCUGGCCUAAGUGUGUGAAAGAAUUAAAUAAAUCAAGAAGAUGAAUAAUCAGGCAUUCAGUUUAGCUGAAAGACUUAUUCCUUCAACCUAUGUACAACAAGGUUUAAAUGCAAAAAAAGCACGUGAAAAUCUUAUAAGACACUUCAUCGAACAUCAAAAAUGGCCAGAAGAGGGUUGGGAUGAUGCAACAAUAGAAGCUUUUCUCUCCGAUCUGUCACAAAUGGACAGCAACAAUUUUCCUUCCAAUUGUAGUGUUGGAGAACGUGAAGCAAGAAUCGUAUCGAACAUUGUUGCAAGGCGACAUUUUCGAAUGGGUCAUGGCAUAGGAAGAUCAAGUGAUUUAGAAGAAGUACAACCAAAAGCUGCAGGAAGUAGCUUAAUGUAUAAAUUAACAAAUGCUUUAGUACUUGAAGUCAUUCGAUAUAUGGGUGUAAAAAGCAUAGCAGGUUGUUUUCUAUCACCAAUGGCUACAGGCAUGAGCUUGGUAUUAUGUAUGUUAACAUUUAAACAGGAUAGACCACGAGCCAAGUAUGUCCUGUGGCCUAGAAUUGAUCAAAAAUCAAGCUUUAAAUCAAUAAUCACAGCUGGAUUAGAACCGAUUGUUAUUGAAACCAAGAUAGUUGGAGAUGAAUUAAAGACAGAUAUGCAAAGACUUGAAUCUCAAAUGGCAGCUUUAGGUGAAAGUGUUGCUUGUGUGCUAACAACAACUAGUUGCUUUGCACCCAGGGCAUGUGAUUCUAUUGAUUCUAUUGCAGCACUUUGUACUCAAUAUAACAUUCCACAUUUAGUAAAUAAUGCGUAUGGCUUACAGAGUACGAGAUGUAUGCAUUUGAUUCAAGAAGCAUCGCGUAAGGGCCGUGUCGAUGCUUUCGUUCAAAGCACGGAUAAAAACUUUCUAGUACCAGUUGGUGGUGCAAUUAUUGGCUCUUUUGACAAAAAUCUGUUAGAUCGCAUAUCAAAAAUGUACCCAGGUCGUGCAAGUGCCAGUUCCAUUAUGGAUGUAAUGAUAACAUUACUAAGCUUAGGAAUGGCGGGUUACAAACAAUUAAUAACGCAACGUAAAGAAAUGUAUUCAUAUUUAAAGGAAGAACUUGGCAAGUUAGCAGCAAGACAUGAUGAAAGAUUGCUAGACACUAAAGGAAAUCCUAUAUCAAUGGGAAUGACUCUUCAGUGUUUAAGUCAUCAGCAUGAUAAUAAACAAGUUACAAUGUUAGGUUUGAUGUUAUUUCUCCGCAAUGUUAGUGGUACAAGAGUAAUAACAACAACAGAAACUAAGCAUAUUGUUUCAUAUAAGUUUGAAGGUUGGGGAGCUCAUAAUAGUAAUUAUCCAGUACCAUACUUAACUGCUGCUGCAGCUUUAGGUAUGAAGAAAUCAGAUGUGGACAUGUUUAUACAACGAUUAGAUAAAGCUUUGACAAAAGUAAGGAGGCGUUCAGCUCCAGUUACACCGACAGCAUCUCUUGCUGGAUCCAGUAUUAAUGGAGAUGCAGUAGGUACUGGUGGUCCUGGAGAAUCAAGUACAGCUUCAACUAGCCGAGCAAGUAGUAAGGAUAGUUUGAGAAAAUGAACCGUAAUCAACGCAACUGGUCAGUCGAAUCAAUACAUUAAUUUAUUAAGUUAAAUUACUUCUUAGAUAUUUAUUUACAUUAAAAUAAAAAAAAUAACAUUUUAUAACAAAAAUAUAUUCUAAAGAGAUACGCAACAACAAAAUGUGCUGAUUCGUCUGUCCAUUUGCGUUGUAACAGUGUCAAUUGUCAUGAAAUAAAGGAAGAGAGUUCAAACAAUAUUAACAUCGGAAUAUCUAAGCUAAUAUUCAAGGAAGAAGAAAAUGUUAGUGUAUUCUACACAUUCAUUAAAAGAUAUUAACUGGUAAGCGCUGGCCACAAGAAUAUCUGUUAUACUUGUUCUAUGUUACAAUAUAUAUGCAGUUACUUUUUAAACAAUGCAUGUCUCAUAUAUCUGAUAAAUAUCUGUUUAUCUUUUGGAAUAUUAUUGCAAUACAAAAUUAAUUUUCUGUAAAAGCAUAUUUCUGCUUAAAUCCAUUAUUCCACAAAUUACCAACUGUAAUCCCAUUAAAAUUAGUUUAAUAUCCUUAUGCUGAUCAUUUGUAUGUUUUAAAGCAAUUACAACUUCAUAUUUUAAAUUUAAAGUCACCAGUUAGCAUUCUUUUGUGUAAUUUAUUUGUGCUAGAAUAUUAAAAUACUAUAAAAAAAAUUCACUUCUUUUCACUUAGAAAUAAUAUAAUUCUACCAAUGAUCAUAGAAAAAGGAUAUGUUAUUACUAAGAGAGAUUUAUAGUAGAUACAGUAUUUGCUUAAUCACACUAUUAUAGAAAGUGUGUACAAAAAUUAGAAGCACUAUAUAUGAGAAAAAGAUACUCCACAACCUGUAUAAAUUGAAUACAGAUAUAAACAUGCUAUUUAUGAUUUUAAACUCUUUUUGUUAUUUAUUUUGUGAAUGUUCAUUUGUAGAUUACAUUAUAAUUUCCUGUACUAAUAAUAUCUAAACUUUAUUAUUAUCAAAUGCAAUGUUUUGCACAAAACAACAGUAUUAUCUUUUCAAUAUUUUUAAAGAAGUAAUGAAUAUAAGUAAAUUUAAACAGCAUAUUAUAUUACUAAACACAAUCAUUUUCUAAAUGUCUAUACAAAUUUUUGUGUGCAUUUGUAUUGCACAUAAUAACUUGUAUAUGCACAUUUAAAAAAGGCAUGUAUUUGAAGAUUCACCUUUGGAUAAAUUAUUUUGAUAGUGUUAUCUUUUGAUAUGUCAAUAUUCCUUCAAAUAUAGUAAGAUAAGUCAAUUAAUAUUUAGUACAAUAUUUAAUAAAAUCAGAGAAAAUAUCAAAAAUUAAAAAACAAGUUUGAAGCAUUUAGAUGAUUCUGAUAAUUAUUUUUAAAAUAUCGAUGUUGACAAUAUUAUUUAUAUUUAAAAAUUAUUUAUUGUUGUCUUUUAUUUUAAAAGUUUAUAAACUACAAUAUGUAUUUUAAUAGUUGUAAUAAAAUCUUACCAACUGUUGUAUAUUUUUUAAUAAUAUAAUAUAAUGUUUGUUGGUAAUAUAUUAAUAUUAACUCAGAAGAAAGCAAUAUAAUGUACAAAAUUAAUUGUCAGAUUAUAUACGUUGUUAAAUCCACAGAAAAAGAUCAAAGAUAGAAAAUUAAUACAGUGUUAUUGUACUUAGUAUAUUUAUUAUAUUUGUUAACCCAUAAAUGAAUUUUGAAUAAUUUCAGGAAAAUGGAUAAUUUCUGAAUUAACGAAAUGUUAUAAAAAAUGUUAUUCGAGGUGAAUCAUAUAUGCUACUAUAGGAUGUAUUAUCAUUAUAAAAUUAUCGAUAAACAAAGGUAACAUAGUAAAGAUUAUAAGAAGAUAUACAUUAUAGAAUAAUACAUUGUAUUUUAGUAUCAUACUGUAUGCUAAUGAAAUUCCUAUGUAUGUACAUACAGAUGUUUCUCAUUUCUGUAUUCUGUACUUUAAUAUUAGUUGUAGUAUAUGCAUUAUUUUAUUUCAUUAGUUUUAUAUAUUAUAAUUUUAUAUAAAAAAGGCCAGCUCACAUAUACAUAUAUAUUACAAAACCUGCCUUUUACAUGAAACAACGAUUUUUAAGGUCCUACUUUAUCAAUAUUUUUUAAUUAUUUUUGUAUCUAUACCUUUCAAUUUUGGUCAGUCAUUGUAAGAAAGAAACAAAUCAUAUUUUUAAACAGGCACAAUAGAUACAUUAUUUACUAAAAGUGUCUCACUAUCGAAACAAAGUAUUACAAAUGAAAUUAUGUAAAACUUAUUGAGUAUGUCCCACCUGCUGCAUUUUUAAGUUUAUUGCAGUUAAUGUGUACUAUUGGCUGUGAAAUAUUUUACCUAAUAUAUGUUGUAAAUUAAGGAAAAAAUUAAUUAUUCACAAUUUCAUUUGAGUUACAAUUUUGAGAGGGAAUAUUUUGUUGUUUACUCUUAAUAUUCAAGGAAAAAUCUAUAUAUUGCUGAUAUUGUAUAUACAUAAUUGUUUUAACAUUUUUAAAAAUAAAUAUAUAUAUAUAUACAUAUAAGAUAUUGGAGAUACUAAAUGUAAACAAAUUAUACACGUCUUGAAUUAUAUACAAGAAACCGCUAAUCCCAAUGUUACAUUUUCCUGAUCAUGAUAGAUACAUAUGUAUUUACUUAAUUAUGUUGUAUUAUCUAAAUAACCAUUUUACACUUACAGUACUUGGUUAAAAUUCAAAUGGAAAUUAAAAGACACCAAUUCUACUUAUAAAAGAAUUGCAUUCAACUUACUUAUUUAAAUAUAUAUCUCCAUUUGAAAAUUUAAACAACGUACACCAAUAUGGUAGUAUAUACAUACAUAUGUACUACAAAUCAAAGGUAUAUGUAGGAAUGCUUUAUUUGUAAAAUAUGCAACUAUUGGGUAAAUAAAAGUAAAAAUGUUAAACAGAUUUGUUUUAUUCAGUUCAUAGUAUUACCACAGACGAGUCAAUGAUAUUACCAGGUAUAACCUCAGACGACUAUACGUGCUGCGACAUUAUUUUCAAAUAUGUAUGGAAUGCUUUUAUCAUUCACUGAUAAGGUCGGUAAAAAUAAAUGAUGUAACCUGGGA
Messenger RNA from Bombus pyrosoma, 5794 nucleotides. RefSeq names its product O-phosphoseryl-tRNA(Sec) selenium transferase (gene SecS). Gene Ontology annotation, biological process: selenocysteine incorporation; conversion of seryl-tRNAsec to selenocys-tRNAsec. Gene Ontology annotation, molecular function: tRNA binding; O-phosphoseryl-tRNA(Sec) selenium transferase activity. NCBI's taxonomy places the organism in Eukaryota, Metazoa, Arthropoda, Insecta, Hymenoptera, Apidae. The transcript has 7 exons. The record is from RefSeq and is a predicted model, not a curated record. Bases 1260 to 2786 code for a protein of 508 amino acids.